GUCAUACUAUUUGCGCAUUAGGUGAUGCAGCUGCAUGGCCAGUUCAAGGAUUAAUUCGUCAUUUCAGGCCGGAGCUUGAAGCUCGCAUGAAAUUAUAUGCAUCUACUCAUGAUGAAAAAGAAUUAUCAAAAUUUUCAUCUGCAGCACCUGGUCUUGAUAGAUAUACUUUAUCGAUGGUUUAA
Messenger RNA from Dentiscutata heterogama, 182 nucleotides. The record is from the annotation of a GenBank genome assembly. NCBI's taxonomy places the organism in Eukaryota, Fungi, Glomeromycota, Glomeromycetes, Diversisporales, Gigasporaceae.